Molecule: messenger RNA, 6963 nt
Organism: Girardinichthys multiradiatus
Lineage: Eukaryota; Metazoa; Chordata; Actinopteri; Cyprinodontiformes; Goodeidae
Gene: sgsm2
Product: small G protein signaling modulator 2
Exons: 24
Coding region: 543-3746 (1067 amino acids)
Molecular function (GO): GTPase activator activity
Source: RefSeq, a predicted model, not a curated record
CACACACACAACCUUGUUCUGGGAAUCUCACUGCGUGUAAGAACUCUUCCAUUUCCCCCUGCUUACAUCCCAUAGCAGUGUAGUGACGAGCUAUAAAAAUCUUAUUGCUGAAUGAAACAGCAAAGCAAGACACGUAUGUUUUUCAGCAUUUUCACGCCUUUCACGGUACAUGAGCAUCUCCUGCUUUGCCGAUGAAGAAGGAGGGAAGGAAGAAAGGAGGGAGAAGCUGCUAAAAAUAACUCAGAGGAUCUACAGGUUGCUGCGUUGGAUGCUGAGAGGCUGCAGGUUGGGGCGGAGCUGAACGCUGGGAGGCUCUCAGAGUUCUUCCUUUCUCUGCCUCCAUUGAUCAGUUUGGUGAGGAAGGCGGGUCCUCUGCCGUCGCCGUCAAGCAGCUCGGCUGCGUCAGAGUGCAGCUGAGCAAGGAAAGAAGGAAACAGGUAAUAAAAAGGAAAGAGGUUCUGGACGGCCAGGGAGAACGGAUCCAAGCGGAGCGUCAGUGUGACUAAGCCGUUGUUGAACGCACCGCAGACAGACUGACGGACAUGGAGGGCUGCACGGAGGAAGAACACAAGGAGAAAUUAUUAUGGAACGUCAAGCGGGAGGUGAAACAGAUUAUGGAAGAAGCAGUAACUAGGAAAUUUGUGCAUGAAGACAGCAGCCACAUCAUCGCUCUCUGCACUGCCAUUGAGGCCUGUCUGAGUCACCUCCUAAAGAGACGUGCAGCCGGCUUUCUCCGCAGUGACAAGAUAGCCGCCCUCUUCACUAAGGUUGGCAAAGUGUAUGACACCGCUGGUGAGGUGUGUCGGAAAGUACAGGAGCAGCUCCAGCAGCAGGCUGAUCUCACCAGGAGAGCCCAGAGCGUUGGCCAUGAACCUCUGAGAAGACGAGGCUCCUCCACCACCAGCCGUCCCCCUCAGCCCCUCUCUGCCCAGGCCAUCAAACACAUCUGGGUCCGUACGGCUCUCUUUGAGAAAGUUUUGGAUAAGAUAAUCCAGCACAUUGUGGACAACUCCAGUAAUUUCUAUGAAAGGGAAGCUCUAAUGCAUGACCCAGUCUUCGGGCCCAUCUUAGCAGCCCUGCUUGUGGGGCCCUGUGCAUUGGAGUACACUAAGCUGAAAACUUCAGAUCAUUUCUGGACAGACCCCUCAGCCAAUGAGCUGGUUCAGCGCCACCGUAUCCACGGGGCCCACCGGAGCCUGGAUGUCUCAUCUGGCCGUCGACCUGCUUUGGGGAUCCGGAAGAGGCAGUCCAGUGGGAGCAUGUCUGAAGAUAGGUUUGCAGCAUCUGCGAGAGAGUAUGUGGAGUCUCUUCAUCAAAAUUCUAGAACACACCUCCUUUACGGAAAAAACAACGUCCUGGUGCAACCGAAGAAGGACAUGGAGGUGUUAAGGGGCUACUUGUCACUCCAUCAAGCUGGGGAUAACCUCACACUAAAGUGGACACCUAACCAGCUCAUCAACGGCACUCUGGGAGACUGUGACCUGGAGAAAAGUAUUUAUUGGGACUAUGCACUGACUGUUCCUCUGCGCCAGAUUGUUUGCAUCCACUGUCACCAACGCCCGGAUUGUGGAGGGACACUGGUACUCGUCAGUCAAGAUGGGAUCCAGCGGCCACCCCUGCAAUUUCCUCCCGGUGGUCACCUCCUGGCUUUCCUCUCCUGUCUGGAAACUGGACUACUACCACGAGGUCAAUUGGAACCUCCCCUCUGGUCCCAGAAAGGCAAGGGAAAAGUGUUCCCUAAAUUGAGGAAGAGGAGCAGUGCGGCCCGGCUCAUGGAACAGGACAGGAACAGUGAGGAGCAGACAGCUGCUGAUUAUGUCUUUCGAAUUGUCUACCCAGGAUACCGAUAUGAUUCCACAGUCACCAUAAACUACCACCACACCACGGGCAGCCGCGCACCGUCGCUGGAUGACGAUGAGGAAGAGGAAGAUAGACUUCAUGCUAUGAUCUCAAUGAUCUGCUCGCGGAACCUCACAGACCCUAAUGUCCUGAAAGACCAUGGGGAGAUGAUGGAGAUGCAAGGUUUGGGAGGCAGCCCGUCGUCGUGGCAACAGACCGAAGUAACCACUCACGAGUUGCUGUGCCAGUCCUGCUCCACAGCCGGUAGCAACACAUCAUUCAAUUACACAGCCGGCUGUACCUGCCUGCAUCAGCCGUCGGAUAUUCACACUAUUCCACUGAAGAUGCUCUGUCAGAACAUGAAGCGGCAGAUCGUUUCCAGAGCCUUCUAUGGAUGGCUUGCAUACUGUCGACACCUGUCUACUGUGAGGACCCACCUGUCAGCUCUGGUGAACCACAACAUCGUACCCCCAGACAGACCUUGUGAGGCAUCUGGGGGACUCAGCAAAGAAGUUUGGAGCAAGUACCAGAAGGACUGCAAGAACUACAAGGAGCUGGAGCUGCUCAGGCUGGUUUAUUAUGGAGGAGUACAGCAUGAGAUCAGGAAAGAGGUUUGGCCCUUCCUGCUGGGACACUACAAGUUUGGCAUGAGCAAAAAGGACAUGAGUCAGAUUGAUGCGAAGAUCAAUGAACGCUACCAACAGGUGAUGAGGGAGUGGAAGGCUUGUGAGGUCAUUGUCAAGCAGAGGGAGAAGGAGAUGCAGUCAGCCAUCUUUGCCAAGCUCUCCUCGGGCAGUAGCAUAGACAGCCACGUCCUGAGGCUUGCCCACAGAGACUCCACACUCAGCAAUGAGGUCUUUAUGUCUGUGGACGAGCCAGAUGCAGAGAGUCAGGAGACCCCUAAUGGAGAAGACAGCACUCCUAUCAUGACCAUUCUGGCCCCGCCUGCUGCUGUGCCCCCAGAGGAGCGUCCUCUGGUAGAGUUUGACUCCCCUGACUCAGGUCUCCCUUCCUCCAGGAACUACUCAGUUACUUCUGCUCACUCUCAGAUCCUGUCCAGCAUAGACGACGGUCAGAGCACUGAGGAGGAAGUUGGGGGCAGGGAGGAAGGCAGGACUCCAGUAAGGGGGCGUCAGGACUCUCUUAUUGAGGACAGGCUGUGCAAUCAGCUGGACAAACUGGUGACAAGUGGAGCUGAUUCUGAUGGGAUGUCAGCCUCUCUCUCCUCUUACACAAUCGAGCUUCUGGACACAGUUGCUCUCAACCUCCACAGAAUAGACAAAGAUGUGCAGCGUUGUGACCGGAACUAUUAUUACUUCACCACAGCCAACCUGGAGAAACUACGCAACAUCAUGUGCAGCUACGUGUGGGAGCAUUUAGAGAUGGGCUACGUUCAGGGCAUGUGUGACCUGCUCGCACCGCUCGUGGUCAUCCUGGAUGAUGAGAGCCUGGCGUACAGCUGCUUCACUCAGCUAAUGAAGAGGAUGAGUCAGAACUUCCCUAAUGGCGGAGCCAUGGACACACACUUUGCCAACAUGAGGUCACUGAUCCAGAUUCUGGACUCUGAGCUGUUUGAGCUGAUGCAGCAGAACGGAGAUUACACUCACUUCUACUUCUGUUACCGCUGGUUCCUGCUAGAUUUUAAAAGAGAGCUCCUGUAUGAGGAUGUGUUUGCAGUAUGGGAGGUGAUCUGGGUGGCUCCCAGGAUCUCCUCUCGGCACUUUGUCCUCUUCCUGGCCCUAGCGCUGGUUACAGUUUACCGUGAGAUCAUCAUAGACAACAAUAUGGACUUCACCGACAUCAUCAAGUUCUUUAAUGAAAUGGCCGAACGUCACGACGUGCAACUUGUCUUACGGAUGGCACGUGAGCUGGUACACAAGGUCCAGUCUCUGAUGGACAACAAGUAACUUUGGAGAAAUAUGGUAACUGGGAGGAAUGGGGGUGUAUGUGCAGCCAUGUGUUACAGAGACACUUUCUUGGCCUCCACACAUCCAGACCUGUCUACAGAGGUCCCACUAAAGGCCCUGGGAGCAGGGCAGGAGCGUUGCUGAGGCCGCCUGGCUCUUGAGUUCUGUUUACAUGUUCCUUCACAUGGAAUGCCCAUGGUCUCUGUUUAGACAUGUGGAUUUGUCUGCAUGCUAGUGAGUUUAAUCACACUGUGAACACAUUCUUCAGUCCCCCGGUCUUACAGUGUGUGUGCAUGAAAACAUACACACAUCAUUCUGGCUCUUCUCAAGUUUCCUACAGUCCCGCUCUUUACUGAAUCUGGAGCUACACCUAUGGAAAGCCUGUGAGGAAAGCUGAAGACGAAGACCUGUGUGUUUGCCAAACAUGUUCCUCAGUGCAGUGCCACAUGAGACCACAAGAGUGCAGGAUUUUACACAACAUUGUCAGAGGAGCAGAAGACUUUGCCACGAAGAUGCUUUCAUCAGUGACCAAAUGGACUGUGCCAACUACCUUUUCUCGAGUGUUUUAUACAAGCAUGUGUGUUUUUAGCUGUUCACCCCAUUUUUAACGUUUCUUUUUCUUGUCUAAAGUUUCAUUGUAACACAAAUGUUGCCUUUUAGUGACAGCCCACGGUACUUAGAUGCACUUUUCUCUGAGAGUUUCCUUCAUGGUACUUACGAAGGGUUCAUCAAACCUGCUGGAGGCCGAUGGCACAAAGUGACAGUGGAUUAAUUGCAGCCAGUUUUCCUGCAUAUGACAGUAUAUGUUUGAAGCAUGUGUGGAACAAACCAGAACAGCACAACAGUAAAGGGAAAAGCACACAGGCCUUCGUUGUCCUCUAACAAACUUUUAUCAGCGUCUUUCUGAUUAAAGGGAAAAAGUGAUACAGUUUUCACAACUGCCUGUAUUAGUGUAGGAUGUUCACUUCAGUGUUGUGAGGUAAAUUCUACUGAUUAGAUCCAUCCAUCUAUCCACCAUCUAUGCCUGAUUGUCCUUGCAGGGUCAUAGGGGCAGAAAGGAAUACACAGGAUAGACAAUUAUGCACACUCAUGCCUAAGGGCAGUUUGGAGAAAUCAAUAAACCUAACAGUCAUGCUUUUGGAAUGUAGGAGGAAGCUGGAGUACCCAGAGAGAAGCCACGCAUGCACAGAGAGAAGAUGCAGACUCCGUGCAAGUAGACCCCAGGCCGGGAUUUGAACCAAGGAUCUUAUUGCUGCAGGACAACAGUGCUACCAACUGCGCCAUCAUGCAGCCCCUUGAUCAGAGAUCAGAACACAUUUUAAAAGGAUUUCAUAAUUCAUCCGGCAUAGAUUUUUUGCAAGCAUGAUAUGCAGAUCAGAGGUAUUGUGGGGCUGAGCAUCUUCCAUGGUGGCACUUGGCACUCUCAUUGAGGGUAGUAGCGUGUGACCAGGACGAAGGAAAAAUAUGAAACAGCAGGGUGGAUUCUGAUCAUGUCCCUUAAGGCAAUUUUAGCAUGGGCUGUGGGCAUAUGAGGUGUCUGAGUCGCUUUUACUGGCUGUCUGCUCUCUGCAUCACCACCCAAGAGUUAUGUCCACACUCCUGCCACUAACAGGAGCUUUUUUCAGUCUGGGUCUGACUUCUUCUCAUUGGUCUUCUUCUGGGUGUUGUUAUGCACAGAACGUAAAUGUUUAGUCAUGAAGAGGAGGUUGGUUUUGAAACCUGAUUUAGGUGUCUGAUUUUGCAGAUGAUGUGAUUACUUUAGUUUCUUUUGUUCAUGGCCUUUUACUGAAGAUGUUCGCUGCCCAGUGAAGCAGCUCAGAUCAGAAUCAGUUUUUCUAAAUAAAAAGCCAGGGUGGAAUGCUGCCUCUGGGUCAGCCUCUGGAUAAAGAUAAGUGAUGGCAGGAUGGAACAAGGGAUAGAUAGACCCAUGGGGUCCCCUUUCGCAGUAAUGAGGCCAUUGCUACAGUCAGUGGUAAUAAAAACUCUGUUUAACUGUUCCAACCCUUAUCUCUAGUAAUAUGGAUCAUGACCUAAAGCUUCUAGAUACAAACAGUAGGGUGGCGGGGUUCUGUUUUAGAGCCAAGGUGAAGAGCUCUGUUAUAUGGGUGGAAACUCAGAGUAGAACUGCUGAUUCUAAAAAUUGAAAGGAGGUUCAAGAAUGUGAUCAGGGUGUCUCGUGAAUCCUAUCUUUGGUCCUAAAAGGACCCAGCGUCCUGCUUUUGGAGAUUUUCUGGGCAUGUUCCACUGGGAGGUGAUCAGACCCAAAAUUUGCUGGGUUGACUAUAUAUCACUUUUGGAACUUGGACUAUAGCCUCUGCAGAUGGUUGUGCGCUUAACUACACCACCAGCGCUGCGCCGCACUUUUGGUCUUUAAACACCUUGAUAUCUCCUCUGACGAAGUGGAGGGUAUCAGUAGAGUGUCAGUAGAGAGAGGGAUGUCAUGGUUUUUCCUACUGGACCUGUUACCUUUACGAGUGAAUCUCAGUAGAAGACACAUCAAGUAUAGAUUGAGAAUGAGAUGUUUGAGGGAAGAAUGAGCCAUGGCAGUUGAUGAAAGACUUAAUAAAGAAAAACCUUUAUGAAUAGUAAAAAAACAACAUUCUUAAUUAAAUGUACCAACAUAUUCCUUAAUGACUAAGUCAACAUUUCUUUUCGUUGUUGAAAUAAAAAAUCACACAGAAGACAAAUGAAAACUCAGUUUAUUAGUUUCAGAUAAAACUCCAAACACUAGUGCCAACAGAAAAUUAUUGCCUGUAAAGUCAGUAAUUGUCUUUCCAUCUUUGUUUUUUGAUGGUCAUUUGACACUCAACACUAAUCCUUCUCUCUAGGUGGGCUUUGCUUCCUUUCAAAAGCCCAUUAGGAGAGAGAAAAACCCUUAUGGUUUAUUCAGGAUUUGCUGACAUGAAGUAUGAUUAACGGAGUUCAGCCGACGUUAUCAGUCUGCUGAGGUAUCACCUGAUAUUUCCCAUUUAUUAAAUUCAGUUCAAUUCAUGUCUUUUAUAUGGUGCUGAUUCACAACGAAACAUUGAAUCAAUACACAAAAAUAUGUAUGGAAUUCAGUCCAGUAACACAAGUUAAGUACAUGUAUUCCAAUUUGAUCCUAGUUAUUUCACAAUGCAGUCAAGUUCAGUUUAUUAUUCAAAUUAUUAAAAGUUUUCUUCUUUUUUAUCUAGACGUAGCUACUGGCUGAGCUUCUACUGUGACUAACUGUAUGUGC